This is a messenger RNA of Juglans regia (Persian walnut), 1032 nucleotides long. Its product is annotated as peptidyl-prolyl cis-trans isomerase FKBP13, chloroplastic. Lineage: Eukaryota; Viridiplantae; Streptophyta; Magnoliopsida; Fagales; Juglandaceae. The record is from RefSeq and is a predicted model, not a curated record. The transcript is spliced from 5 exons. Gene Ontology annotation, cellular component: chloroplast. Gene Ontology annotation, molecular function: peptidyl-prolyl cis-trans isomerase activity. Bases 49 to 702 code for a protein of 217 amino acids.
UCUUGCAGAAGCCUAUCCUGUUUCAAACUGGUUGGUCGAGGACUGGAGAUGAACUCACUGGCAUUUUCAGUUGGGACUGUGAAUCCCAGAAAGUUUAGCACACCCAAAACAAGAUCACUCAUAAAAGACUUUGAUUCCACAAAAACAUCAAAUAUCAGUAUCUCAAGCCAAUCCAAAAACAGCACUUCAACUCCUGCAACCCAGCAAAAUGUAAACCCAACUCUCCUAGGGAGAAGAGAAGCACUUGGUUUUGGCUUCUGUUUUGGCUUGCUUGAGGAUCUCCUGCAACCAGAAGCCAGUGCACCAGCAGCCAAGGCAGCUCCAUGUGAACUUACUGCAACACCUUCAGGCCUCGCCUUCUGCGAUACAGUUGUUGGAACUGGCCCCGAGGCUACCAAAGGACAGCUGAUUAAGGCACACUAUGUUGGCAAAUUGGAGAAUGGGAAGGUUUUCGACAGCAGCUACAAUCGUGGGAAGCCUCUUACAUUUCGUGUCGGUGUUGGUGAGGUCAUCAAGGGCUGGGACCAAGGAAUUCUAGGAGGUGAUGGAGUACCUCCCAUGCUUCCUGGGGGGAAACGCACACUAAAGCUUCCUCCAGAACUUGCAUAUGGCGUGAGAGGGGCUGGGUGCAAAGGAGGUUCCUGUGUUAUUCCACCGGAUUCCGUUCUCCUCUUCGAUGUGGAGUUCGUUGGCAAGGCAUGAGAAGUAGCAGCCACUGGCCAAAGAGCAAGGUCUCUGACUAACCUUUUAUUAUUUGUACUCUUAAAGAGGAGAAACAUAAAGUUUCUUCCAUUGCUAGCAUUCAUGCUUAUACAAAUUUGGUAGAUUAGAAACCCCCCCCCCCCCCCCCCCCCAAAAAAAAAAAAAAAUGUACAUCAUUAUCAACUAAAGAGUGAAUUGACCUUUUGAAAACUAUUCAGGGCAGCAACAUUUUUUCCCCUUUUCUGGCCCAUCUUGAAGCAAUCAAGUUUGCAGUUCAAUGUAUGUUCUUCAUUUGCCAAUUCAUGGAUAAGAGGAGCCAUUUUCCAGUAA